Messenger RNA from Callorhinchus milii (elephant shark), 4523 nucleotides. It is a transcript of the gene eya4, whose product is annotated as EYA transcriptional coactivator and phosphatase 4. The record is from RefSeq and is a predicted model, not a curated record. Gene Ontology annotation, molecular function: protein tyrosine phosphatase activity. Gene Ontology annotation, biological process: positive regulation of DNA repair; multicellular organism development; cell differentiation. The coding region runs from base 487 to 2331 and encodes 614 amino acids. Gene Ontology annotation, cellular component: nucleus. NCBI's taxonomy places the organism in Eukaryota, Metazoa, Chordata, Chondrichthyes, Chimaeriformes, Callorhinchidae. The transcript is spliced from 19 exons.
UGAGCCCUGGAUAAAUGCAGCACAUUAUAGAUCCAGUGAAAGACAGGAGCUGUUGACGAGGUGACCUCUGAGUGUAAGUCAGCUUGCUAUAAACAGAAGAGUGUGGAAAGCUAUUGGUCAGCCUGAAACUUGUUUACUAUUCCGACUAUCCUCAUGGUAAACUUAAAUCAACAGUGCUGAACUUCGGAACUCAGCCACAGCUUUAAAAAAGAAGAAAUUGUUCAGAGUAAAUUUUUUUUUAAAAAUACCUUUGGGAAAAUAAUUGCUGUUGAGUUCAGAAACCGCUCCAUAUCUGCAACUUUAAGCUGGUGACCGACUGAGUUACGAACGAAAGGAAGAAAGAAAAAAAGGCAGAUUCAGUAUCUUCGUUGCAGAGGUGAAAGCAAAAUGAAAGUGUCAAAGUUUUAACUGGAGACCUCUUAGGCCUUUCUGGUAAAGAAAACACAGCCGGACUCAGAUGUUACAGAGCCUCAGAACUCCAGGUCUAUGGAAAUGCAGGAAUUAGCAAGUCCGCACAAUCGAGUGAGCAGUAGUGAUACCUCUGCUGGCUCCAAACUGGACAAGGCCAACCUCAGUAGCACUUCAAUCAUAUCAAAUGGAACAGCGGGAGACACCUCCAUGACUAUAUUAAACACAGCAGACUGGUUGCUGGGUUGCAGUACCCCCUCCUCUGCAUCAAGUAUGACAGAUUAUGUGUCUCUUCUUGCAGUCAAAACAGAGCCAAUGAACAGCAGUGACACUGCCACAACAACAGGAGAUGGAUCACUUGACAGUUACACUGGGUCAGUAAUAACCAGUAGUGGCUACAGUCCAAGAGGAAUACACCAAUAUUCACCACAGCUUUAUCCUUCCAAGCCAUACCCACACAUUCUUUCCACACCAGCAGCACAGUCAAUGACUGCUUAUGCUGGACAAACACAGUAUUCAGGAAUGCAGCAGCCGGCAGUUUAUACUGCGUAUUCUCAAACAGGCCAGCCCUAUGGACUACCUGCUUAUGGAAUCAAAACAGAGGGAGGACUACCACAAGCACAAUCUGCAUUGCAGACUGGGUGCCUUAGUUACAGCCCAGGGUUUAGCACACCUCAGCCAGGCCAAACACCAUAUUCCUAUCAAAUGCAAGGUUCUAGUUUCACACCAUCAUCGGGCAUUUAUGCAAGCAGCAAUUCAGUCUCCAACUCAACAAACUUCAACAGUUCCCAGCAGGAUUACCCUUCCUACACUGCAUUUGGCCAAAACCAAUAUGCACAGUAUUAUCCAGCCUCAACAUACGGCACAUACAUGACCUCAAAUGAUACUGAUGGCACCUCUUCGUCAUCAACAACAUAUCAGCUGCAGGAACCUCCCACUAUCACAAGUCAACCAGCCACAGAUCUACCUGGAGGGGAGUUUGAUACAGUGCAGAGUCCAUCAACACCAAUCAAAGACAUGGAUGAGCGAACAUGUAGGAGUUCAGGGUCAAAGUCGCGGGGAAGGGGCAGGAAGAACAAUCCAUCACCACCUCCUGACAAUGACUUGGAGCGAGUAUUUGUGUGGGAUCUAGAUGAGACGAUCAUCAUCUUUCAUUCACUGCUCACAGGAUCGUAUGCACAAAAGUUUGGUAAGGAUCCACCGAUGGCUGUGACGCUUGGACUUCGGAUGGAAGAAAUGAUUUUUAAUCUGGCUGACACCCAUUUAUUUUUCAAUGAUCUAGAGGAGUGUGAUCAGGUUCAUAUAGAUGAUGUCUCCUCUGAUGAUAAUGGACAAGACUUAAGUACCUAUAGCUUUGCAACUGACGGCUUUCAUGCAGCUGCCACCAGUGCAAACCUUUGCUUAGCCACUGGUGUACGGGGUGGAGUUGACUGGAUGAGAAAAUUAGCCUUCCGCUACAGACGUGUAAAAGAAUUGUACAACACUUACAAAAACAAUGUAGGAGGACUACUUGGUCCAGCAAAACGAGAUGCCUGGCUUCAGUUAAGGGCUGAGAUCGAAGCCUUGACAGACUCCUGGCUGUCAAAUGCACUUAAAUCACUGUCAAUCAUCAGCUCAAGAAGUAACUGUGUUAAUGUCUUGGUAACUACAACACAACUUGUACCAGCACUUGCCAAAGUCCUGCUGUAUAGCUUAGGUGGCGCUUUCCCUAUUGAAAAUAUUUACAGUGCAACCAAAAUAGGCAAAGAAAGUUGCUUUGAACGAAUUAUGCAAAGGUUUGGCAGAAAAGUAGUGUAUGUUGUUAUUGGGGAUGGUGUAGAAGAAGAACAGGCAGCAAAAAAGCACAAUAUGCCUUUCUGGAGGAUAUCAAGCCACUCGGACCUGUUGGCUUUGAAUCAAGCACUGGAACUGGAGUACUUGUAGCUGCGUUGAAAAGCACAGCCAGAGAUCCAAAACCAACAUCUGGAUAGCAACGUUUAGGAAUACAUGAGUUUUUCUUCUGCAUUCUUGCAACAGCUCUGGCUUCCACAUUUGUCUUAAGAAGAAAUGAAGAGAAUUGAUUUGUCAUGUGAGGCUAUUGUGAAAUCAAACUGCUGAACAGUGACUGGUACAUUAAACCUCUGCAUAAGGAACUCUGUUGGUCUUAGGAAAAUAUUGUUCAUUAUAGAUAAAGUGCAAGUUGUGUGUAUUUUACAACUCUUCAAGUGAUAAUACAAUGCCCAGGAUGCUUGAACAGCUUUUACAAUGAACUAGUUCUUUUAUAAAAUAUGAAGCUGCUUCUCCGUAUCCAACAUGAAGUUGUUCAAUGGCACUCCUUGCCUUUGGAUGUUCUCGGUAAUGCAGUGUUUUAGCAAACUUUAGUCUGCUUAUCGAAGCUGAACCUGCAUUAGAAGUGCACUGGGCUAUAUUGACAAUCACGUCUAGACCUGCAGUUUGUGUAACUUAGUUACUGUGAGAGCUUACACUAAGUUAGCAGCUGUAUUUGAAAACUUAAUGCUUUUAUGGGAGAUAGUCACUUUUUUGUAAAGCUUGACAAGGAGAAUAUACAUAAACGAUGUGUUGUGCCUUAAAAGAAAAGACAGUGUUGGUGUGUUACAAUGUAACUUUUGUUCCACAAAUGUGUAGAUAAAUUCUUUUGUGAUAAUUAAUUUUUGAAAUGACCAAAUUUGAAAGAAUCAGAAGUAAAAGAACUCUGUGUUCCGCAAGCAAAGAAAUGUUCCAGACUAUUGGUCUAAAGAGGAAAUUAAAAUUGGAGAGUUUGUGUUUUUACUUGGAAUUUAGUGUUUAAUUGUAAAUUGCAAUCCUUAAUGAUGUUCAGGAGAUUCAUUUUAAUUUAAACUGUGAGGUAAUCUACUCUAGUCAUUAAGAAACAGCUUGCCACUUUUUGAUAUAUGCUAGUCUUUACCAUUUCUGGAAAGUUUCUAAAAUAAUUAUUGGUUUGGGCACUUAUUUGAUUUCAUGCUAGUGUUUAUUUUUGUUUCUAAUCUCAAAACUACAAUGUCCCAGCCUCACUGACAUCAACAUACUGUAUAACUUUCGUUUCACCUCUUCCCCAAUGUAUAAAGGGAUAGCAGGUACAAGGCUGAAAAUAGGUUUAAGGGCUUACUUCAUCUCAAGACUCCCAGUCUUCAUUGGCAGCCUCACACAGCAAUAACUUGACCCAAAGUGAAAAGGUAAAUUCUCAGAUAAUCUAAAUAUUCUCUCCUACUCAAUCAAUAUUGGCUGUUACAAGUGUACGACAAUGCCUCCAAAUUCAUCCUAGUCAUUUGUUCAAAGGACAGAGACCCUAAAGUAACACUGAUGUUAAAGGCCUUUAAACUAAGUUCCUCACAUAGCAUAAAUAUGAUUAUGUAUUACACAGCUUUAUAGCAUAAUGGCAGAAGUUAAAUUAAAUUAAAGAUUAAUUUAAAAUAUGAUGGCUUUUAAUGCAAGGCUCAAAUGCUUGUUGAGAAGCACAUAUUUGUUUUUUAUAUCGUAACACUGCAGUUCAACUUCAACUGCUUUGUUACUCUAAAAUACUAUUUACCAAUUUAUACAAUCUGCCGUGUACCACUGAAAUUAUCCUAUGAUAGUCAGAUCUUCUAAACCAGACACAUAGGUUUAUAUGAUGGUUCUCUUCUAUACAAUAUAAAGCUUUUGAGAAGCAACAAUAUCUUGCUUUUUACACAGCAACCUUCCCCUCCCGCUCCAAAGAAAACAUAAAAAGCAAAGGAAAUUCUGCAGAAGUACAGACUUUUCUGCCAAUAUGCUGUAAGUAAAGGUUCUCCGCUUUAAGUGUGAUUUAGUACAAGGGAUGCUCAGAGGAUGCACAUAACAUUGAUACACCACUCAGAUUUGUUUAACUUGGUUCCUCCAGAUUCUAGCUGAGGGGCUAUAGAAUAAUAAGUAUUAGCCACACAGCAACAUUUAAGUGGUAACAGUAUACUGUUUAUGUUUUUUUUAUUUAUUUUGAUUGUGCUUUUUGAACAUUAAAAUCAACUCUUAUGGAAAUUUUAAACAGUCCUUGGUUUCUUUGUAAUAUAUUUAGUGUGAUUUAUCUUGAAUAUACAUGUAUAGAAACGGUCUUGAUACCUCUGUGUUUCAAAUGAAUAAAACAAACUUAUUUCAUUGAUUAA